Molecule: messenger RNA, 1328 nt
Organism: Carassius auratus (goldfish)
Lineage: Eukaryota; Metazoa; Chordata; Actinopteri; Cypriniformes; Cyprinidae
Exons: 4
Coding region: 399-1328 (309 amino acids)
Source: RefSeq, a predicted model, not a curated record
AUGUCAAACUUUAUCAAUUUGAUGUUUUUUAUAUGAUAGUGCAUGUAAUUUAAAAGUAUGAACCAAAUUAGCGUUAGUUGUAGGUUCUGUUGUCAUGUUUUUGUAACUUAGCUGGAGCAGACUCGCGUCGACGUUUAAGCGCGCAAAUUUGAAUGAAAAGACGUUGGUUGUAGUGUUAAUUAUACCGUAUUAGGUUAACUGUGAGAUGUCUGAUUAGAUACAACGUCGAACAUUUAACUUUAGCUUUACUUAAAGCUUAUCUUAGUUACUCUAACAGCGUUCUCUCUUUUACCACAGCUUCUACAUUGACCGACGAUAAAUAAAGUUAUAAGAGGCAGUUUGAACUAGCACUUGUCAGAGGUAGCCGGAAUUGAUGUGACGAGUGGAGCAAGCAGAAAAUGGAUGAAGUAAUGAUGAAAGAAGUGGUGCUGUCAUUCAUACCUGGUCUCUCUGAAGAAACUCUGACUUCACUGCUGUAUGGGUUGCAAGAGCUUGGUGUGGAAAGCAAGGAAGACCUUGCUUUGGUUCAAGAAAAAGACAUAGAGAAAUACCUUCGACCUAUUCAGUGUCGAAAGUUACUGAAUGGCUUUAAAGGACUCGCAAUAGUUCAACUGGAACUGGUUCCUGUCACUCCAAACGUUGUCCCCAGCUCCUUAAACACUCCUUCCAACUUCCCAUGCACUCAAGACACCAUUUCAUCUCCAUCCUUGCCGCUUGGCAGACCAUGGCAUGUAGCCUUCGAGGUCAACUGGGAUAGGAUGCCAGCAGCUAUUCGAAAGGCACUGACAAAUAAUACAAGACCAUCACCAAGCGAUAGAAAAGAUAUGGUUAGGGCAGUGGUUGAUCAGAUGUUGGAUCAUGAGCCUAACCCAAACAGAACAAUGUGUCACAACAUUGCUCGAAGCAUUGUAAGGAGCCAUCCGAAAUGUUUUGCUGACGUUGCAAAAAAUGGAGACAUGCUUGGAGAUGGUUGUCAUUCUUUUCUGCAGCAAAUAAAAACUAGGGUGGAAUAUAAAACCAGGAACAACACACUAGUGAGACGACGCAGAGAGAGGACGCACAGUCAGGUACCAGAUGAAGGCAGAGGCAUGACAAGAGGCCCUGUAGAUCAGUACGGCUGUGUAAGGUGGUGUCCUGUGGAAGUCCCAGUUGGCGAAACUGAGCAAUCAUUAGAUGGCAUCAAAAGUCAUCUCCUCAACAUCUACUCAGAGGAAGGCAUGAGUGGUGCUGAGAGAGCUGAACCUCUGAUGGAGAAGACCUAUAUCAUCCAGCGACGCUAUCUUAAUAGUGUACCUGCGCCAGCCAUUGCAGUUGUAAAAGAAGAUUGA